AUGCCACCAAAAUCGAAGCAAUAUGGAGUGACAGUAGUAUUGGUGGAUGUUGGAGCAAAUAUUGCUGAAGAUAUUGAAAAAUCGCGAACAACAGCUGAUUGGAUAUUUUCAAGAAAGGUAAAAUUUCAUAAUUAGAAGUUUUUUUUUAAAUAAAUAUAUAUUCAUUUUUUAGUUGUUUUCGAACUCCGAGGAGAAAUUAGCAGUCGCUGCUUUCAAUUCUUCAAUCACUCAAAAUUCAAUGAAUUUGAAAAAUGUGCAAGUCCAUUCUGAAAUCCUGCAACCUGCGAACUUUCGACCAGUUGAAAUUUAUCAAUAAUGAAUUAGAAGUUAACAAAAAUUACGGAGAUAGUAAGAUAAUAUAUUUUUAACUAUAAUUAAUCAGCAAAAAUUUCAGUUUACAAUGGAGUUUCCGUUGCUAUUGAUAUGAUUGAAACACACGAACGAGAUCAUGAUGGUUUUGUAAAUGGUAAAUAAUAAUUUUGAAUAGUAAAUGAGAAAUCAAUUUUUUGAAUUUCAGAUAGAACUAUUGUUGUGAUCACAAAUUCCAACACCGAAUAUUUGAAACAAGAAAAAAUCGAUCUUCUUGCCGAAAAACUUGCCGGAAUCGAUAUUAUCAUCAUGUAAGCUCCCUUCUACUUUUUGGUCCUGAUUUUUCAAAAUUUUUUCAGUGGUCAAGAAAAUACACAGGAAAACCCCCUGACAAAAUUCAUCGAAGAAGUUAAUGCGCAAGUUUAUACAUAUGAUUUUAUGCUCAAAAAUGUGUCAGUUUUUAUGCCGAAAAUCACAGAUACCCGAAAUAUGUACAAACAAUUUGAGGUAUUUAUAUUGAAAAUUGAAACAUUAUUUUUGGUCAUUUGAUAUUUUUCAAGAUCGCACCAGAUAUCAGAUUACCUUUAGCAUUCACUACAAAAUCUGCGAAAAGUACAAGCUCGGGAUUGAAAUUCUCAUUAGUUGAUGAUUAUGGUUCAAAUGUAAGUUCUCAACAAAAAUUCAUAUCACAUUCAAUUUUUCAGGUAGUUCGUGUAAGUCAACUGAAUGUUCAAAACGAAAACGGUGAAACUCAAACCUUCGCGCAACUUCCCAAAGCCGUCUUCGAAAAAAAUUGCGAAGAAGAAACCAGUUUCAUAGUUGAAACCGAAACAUCCGAUGAAAUACCAAAAGAUGAAGUUUGUUCUGGUUAUUUUUUCGGGAAAACGUUGAUAUUUUUUGAUGAUGAUGAAAUCAAGAGCCAGUAUAACAAUCACAAUUUCAACGAUGGUGAAAAAGGCGGAUGUUUGAAGUUGAUACAAUUCACCAAAAAAGAAAAUGUGAGGAAUUUUUUAUUUGAAAUGUGGAAUGAGAAAUAUUUGUAUUUUAGAUUGAUCCAAGUUUUUUCCUCGGUGAUAAAAGUUAUACAGUGAUGCCUUCUGUGAGUAAAACAACAAGUGGAAAUAAUUUAGUAAGUUCUGAUUUUCUGAUUUUUUAGAACCAAAAUAAUUUAUUCAGAAUACAACUCGAUGCACACUUGCUCUCAUCGAAUCAAUGUUCGAAUUAGAAGUUGUUGCAAUUUGUCGAUAUGCUUAUUCAGUUAGUUCACAUCUUCAAUUAAUGGCCCUAAUUCCACAUUUUGAUGAAGAAAAUGAAGUUGCGGUAAGUAUCCUGAAAACUUUCUGAAAAACAAGCUUUUGUGAUUUAGUUUCUUCGCGCAGUCCGUCUUCCAUUUGUUGAUGAUAUGCGGUGUUUGAAAUUUCCAACAUUCGAAAAAAGCAGUCAUGAUAUGAUGUUUCUAACAGAUUCAGAUGAAACAAAACCGACUGGUUAGUUAGUUUCACUUUCAAAAGAAUAUUCGUGGAUUUUCAGUUGCUCAUCUUUCUGCAAUCGAUGAUUUGAUUGAUCUGAUGCAAUUUGAUGAAACGACUGUGUAAGUUGAUUUAUUCAUCGGACUAAUUAAAUACAAUUAGUUUUGUUUUCAGAAACACCUUUACAACUGGACAAAUGCCUGAUCCUCAACUUCAACUUCAAUGUCAUUUUCUACGCGAUAAAAUUCUGAAACCUGAUAUUUCUACAAAGCAACAUUUAGAGAAUGCAAUGGAAAAAGUUGAUGAAUUUAUGAAACCAAUUAAUAAUUUGGUUGAAGCCAAUGGGUAAGGCUUAAAAAUACAUAUGAUAAUCAAAAAUACAUAUAAUUACAGAGGAUUGUUCAAAAGAUUAUCGGAAGAAUUCAAUUUGAAUCGAGUUGUGAAAGAAAAGCGGCAAAGAAUUGAAUUAGAUAAACAAGAUAUGCAAAAUUUGAUAGAUGAAUAUAAAAAUAAGAAGAAUACUGAAAAAGAAAAGAAAACCGGAGGAAAUAAAAAAGAAGAUCUUGAAUCGAAGUUUGAAAAAGAUGCUACAAAUUCAGCGAUUGAAGCGUGUAAAGGAGCGAUAAAAACAAUUGGAGCAAUGUGUUUGAUACCUGAUAAAAUGUCGAGGGAACAAUGUUUUGAGGUAAUAUUUUGAAAGUAGAUGGAGAUUUUUUGAAAAAAAAUAACGUCAAAAUUUUUUUUCAAUCUCCCCCUAAAUCCAGAAAAAUCCGAGAAAAAUCUAAUUUUUCCAGGUAAUCCACACUCAAAUCCUCGAAAUCCGCCAACUUUGCAUCAAAUACAACAUUUUCGAAACAUUCAAUGAAUUUUUGUUAAAAUUACGCGAAGAAGAAGAUUAUGAAGAGUUUCGAGAUUUUCUUGCAGAAAAUAAAUUGUGUUUUCCGAUAAGUCAGAAGGAUUUGAAAUUGGCGAAUUUGAGCGAAAAUGAGGCAAUCGAAUUUUGGGAUGAAUAA
Molecule: messenger RNA, 2791 nt
Organism: Caenorhabditis angaria
Lineage: Eukaryota; Metazoa; Nematoda; Chromadorea; Rhabditida; Rhabditidae
Source: the annotation of a GenBank genome assembly